Papilio polytes (common Mormon) is the source of this 1946-nucleotide messenger RNA. RefSeq names its product protein odd-skipped (gene odd). Gene Ontology annotation, cellular component: nucleus. Bases 258 to 1334 code for a protein of 358 amino acids. NCBI's taxonomy places the organism in Eukaryota, Metazoa, Arthropoda, Insecta, Lepidoptera, Papilionidae. The transcript has 3 exons. Gene Ontology annotation, molecular function: DNA-binding transcription factor activity, RNA polymerase II-specific; RNA polymerase II transcription regulatory region sequence-specific DNA binding. The record is from RefSeq and is a predicted model, not a curated record. Gene Ontology annotation, biological process: embryo development; embryonic pattern specification; regulation of transcription by RNA polymerase II.
GCCGCGUAUGCCCCGCCCAAUGGGCGGCGCCCGGCCUCUUCGGGAGCCGACACAAGCGCCGACCGGCGCGGCACCUUUGAUGUCCUCCCUCCGCGCCACGCGCCUGCGCGGGCCCCGAUAGCGAACGCACACAGGCUCAUAACGCUCCGCGCGCUCACCUCGACCGGUUGUCAGUUCACAAACCGGUUUAGCAGUGACGACAGGCACAGUGUUGAUAUACCAAAGUGCAGAGUUCGGUGUUGUUGUGUGCAGUUCCGAUGGAUUGUUCCGUUCUGGAUAUGGAAGACAAACCUUACAGUGUUGACAGUUCUGACGAUAUUAAUAUCGAAGAAGAAGAAGAGGAGCAUAUUGAAGAAAAUCACAGCUAUCCGGCUGAUUUCCCGCUAGAGGCGCUGGUGAAGCUGGAGCGGCCGUCGCCGCCGCUGCCGACGCCGCCGCGCACGCCUACCGACGAUACGCCACCCGCAGUCGUCAUAUCGCGUCACCAGCCCGCCUGGCCACCGGCCUACGGUGCCUACCCGCGCCCCGCGACAACUAUGCAGACCCCAUACCCAUAUGACAAGGCUCCGCAGAGCUAUACCCAUCCUAUGUCAGCGUAUAUGCAAGCUCAAGUCGCAACCCUACCUCCCACAGCCCCUUACCACGCUAUGCUGGUCAACCAAUGGAUCAGAAACGCUGCCCUGUACCAUCAUACGCUUAGAUACCCAGGGGCAAUGGCGCAUAGAUUACCAGGCAGGAAUCCUCCCCCGAUGAGAGCGCCCGGCGUGCCCGGCGCAAGGCCCAAGAAACAGUUUAUCUGCAAAUAUUGCAAUCGGCAGUUUACCAAAUCCUACAAUCUGCUGAUUCAUGAGAGGACCCAUACGGACGAGAGACCUUAUUCGUGCGACAUCUGCGGGAAAGCUUUCAGAAGACAGGACCAUUUACGAGACCAUAGAUAUAUUCAUUCGAAAGAGAAGCCAUUCAAGUGCACGGAAUGUGGAAAAGGUUUCUGCCAAUCGAGGACAUUGGCGGUACACAAGAUUUUACACAUGGAAGAGUCUCCCCACAAAUGUCCAGUUUGCAGCAAAAGUUUCAACCAAAGAUCUAACUUGAAGACACAUCUGCUAACACACAGUGAUGCGAAUAAACAUCAUCUAGAGCACCUCGAGGGUUGUCAAGAAGUUUCAUCAACAAGUCAAGUAGCAGAAAGUCCACUUCUCGACCUUUCACACAAACCAGCGUCACCUCCAGUACAAGUUUACCAACCACAACCUUCGCAAGCUAAUUUACAAUCACCAACAGAGCCUCCCAAAAGACCGUUAGGUUUUUCAAUAGAAGAUAUUAUGAAACGUUAAAUGUUAGAUAAUAAGGCUUUGUAGAAAGUGAACUUGUCAUUCAUCAUGUUGAACUGGUUUAAAGCUCGAUGUAAGGACGUCAACGAACUUGCGAUUCGUCCAGUUUCACAAGUGUCCAUCGAAUUUACAUCGACGCAAACAGCAAUGAAUUAGAGGCAUUAUUACUGUAUGUUAGUAUAUUAUAGCCAAAGAAUUCCACUACUGUACUAAAUAUCUUUACUCUAAGGUAAAAUAUUUCUUUAAUUUUUUGUUUGUAACUGUCAUUUCUAAACUAAACUCCAUUUAGUUAUAACUUGAUCUUAUUUCAACUAUAAAGACUGAAAUUAUUGUUUAUUGUUGUUAUGUUUCUUAGAGAUUUAUUUAUUGUGAUAGUAUCUCAAAUAGGCCUAAGUUACGGUUAACUAUAGUUACCAAAAAGUAUUACCUAAGUUUUAAGUUCCAUUCCAAAAUUCCUGGCUAUGACAGCGAUCUAUAAUUAGGAGAAUUUUGACGUACCUUUUAAAUUUAAGUUAGUGUUAAGUAAAAAAUGUAAAAUUAAGAUUUCAAGUUUAUAUACCAGUACCGUCUGUACAUUAGGCUUAUGCUAAUAUAAUUUGAAUCUUAAUUUAACUA